Messenger RNA from Lottia gigantea (owl limpet), 1158 nucleotides. RefSeq lists its product as hypothetical. Gene Ontology annotation, molecular function: protein binding. The coding region runs from base 1 to 1158 and encodes 385 amino acids. The record is from RefSeq and is a predicted model, not a curated record. NCBI's taxonomy places the organism in Eukaryota, Metazoa, Mollusca, Gastropoda, Lottiidae. The transcript is spliced from 6 exons.
AUGUAUACAAAGAUUCAUUGCUAUGGCAUUACUCUUUCCGAGUCAGCCUAUGAACUUUUUAACCCCCUCCCCUUGUUUAUUCAUUCUUUAUUUUGUGGUAACUUACAGGUUGUUAAUUGGAUAUUGGGACCAGGUGAGAAACUACUGGCAUCUCGAACUGAUAUCGGGGAUUCUUUUGAAUCAGCUCAAGAAUUGUGGAAGAGACAUGAAGAAAUGGAGAUUAAAUGCACUGACACCUAUGGACAAUAUGCAGAAUUACGUCAUCAAGGGGAAGAACUCAUCAAUGAAGAGACGAUUGUGUCGAGUGAUAUACGGGCUGAAAGAGACUACAUGGAUACAAUAUCACGUAGUUUUGCUGCGAGACUAGAGCGUCGGAGGAUAUUAUUGAUUACAUCAGUUCGUUUCCACAGGUUUGCUGAAGAGUUUGCCCAUCAGCUGGAUGCUCUACUAGAACUAGUUGUGUCUGAUAUCUCAGCAGAAACAGUGGAAGAAGCGGAGGCCGCCAUUAAACAACUUAAUGAAAUGUGUCAAGCCAUUGAUCACGCAGCGCAACAGACGUUAAAUGAUGGUCAGAGUUUAUUGGACGAAAUGUCGCGACCAAUCAAAAAUGCGUUUGGUAAAGACAUUACGCCAGAUUAUGACGGCCAUAUUAAAAGAAUCAAUCAGAAACUAGAAGAUUUACAGGAAAGAAAGAUGAGAUGUGAUGAACUAGCAGAUGUCAGAAAACUAAAAUUACAGCAGAUUCUACAGUUGAGAACUUGUGAACGAGAUGCUGAUAAGGCCAUUGAUUGGAUAGAAGAAUUGUGUACUGUCAUGGUAACGGAACAUAAUGAUUUGGGUAAAAAUCAACCAGAGUCAGAAUCUCUUCAAGAUCAACACAGAAAGUUCGAAUCUACUGCAGCUGGAACAUAUGAAUAUGGUAAACAGUUGUUACAAGGGGCGUUAGUUUUACGUCGUUCAUUACGAUACGAGUUGGAACCUAAUAAUGAGAGAGUCUACAGACUGGAAGAGGCGUGGAAGAAAUUUACACAAGGAACAAGUGAAAGAACCAACAGACUGACUGUAGCUUCUAUGUUUAUGACAGCUUCUGAUAAGGUAAGGAUUAAGAGGAUUUCUUGCUGUCUAGUAUAUCAGUGGAUCAGAGCAGGAAUAACAUAA